AUGUGGAGUUCCCACGACAAUGGGACAGACAUGCUAGACACGAAUGCGAAUGCACGUCCGCAACAAAUGGCCGAGGAGGAAGCGAACUCGGUCUUCAGCCACGACGAGGGCUCGAGUGGUGAUGACACGACCAACAACGGCUCGGCCGGCGCCCCGAGGAAGCGCAAGAGGGAGAAGCACCAAAAGACAUCAUGCGAGCUGUGCAAGGCGAGGAAGGUCAAGUGUGAUCGCGCCGAGCCCGCCUGCUCGUGGUGUGCCCGGCACAAUCGAACCUGCGUCUACCUGGAGAGACAGAAACCCGGGAGUCGUAUCGGCUUCAGUCUCGAACUCGAGGCCAAGGUCAACCGCCUCGAUGCCCUGUUGCAGGCUCUCGGCCGUCGUGUAGAGGAGCACAUCUCCAACGACCACGUCGCUGCCGCCACCACCACCGCUACAGCUACCGCCCAAACCCUCUCGCCGGCCAUCAGUAACCAGGCGCCCUCUCAGCCCGAGGCAGGGUUUCGUCAGGACGGGAGCGGCAUCAGUCCGGGCCCUGGCCUCACUAGACCGCCGCCGCCGCCGUCGCAGACGUCGAACGGUCGUACGCCCGCCUUCUCGAGCUCCUUCUGGCAGGCCGGCGAUGCCCAAGACGCCCUUCAGAACGCCGGCGAUCGGACCUCGGUACAGGCUCUCUUGAACCUCUCGGCAGGCGACUCUUUCGGCCAGCCAGGCGCGUCACCCGGCGUCACGGGGCCUCGGAAAGAUGCACCAUCGACCGUUUCGACCGUGUCCGAGUUCCCACCGCACGACAUGCUCUACACGCUCGUCGACCUGUACUUCAAACACUGUAACACGUGGUGCCCGAUCCUGGACCGUAAGACGACCUUUGGCGCCUUCUUCGGCUCGACCUCCCUUAACGAGGCCGACCGGGUCCUGCUGCACGCCAUCGUCGCCACGACCCUGAGGUUCCUGAAAGACCAGCGGCUGUCGUCUGAGAUGCGGUCGCACUACCACGCCGUAUCGAAACACCGGGUGCAGAUGUACGCCAUGGAGAACGUCAGCAUCGCGGCGCUGAGGGCCCUGGUCAUCCUCUGCCUGGACGAGCUCGGGACCUCCAACGGACCCCGCGGCUGGAACAUGCUCGCGCUCCUCGCCCAAAACGUCAGGCAGCUGGAGCUCUGCGAGGAGAGCAGCGUGUACCUCACGGCCGAGGCCGAGGAGACACCGCACACCGGUUCCAUCCGCCGGGUGGCCAUGGGCCGGCCCGAAUCCUGGAUCGAGGACGAGGGCCGGCGGCGCCUUUGCUGGAUGGUGUACCUCCUCGACCGUUACGCGACCAUCGCGACGACGACGUUCGACUUCAUGCUCGACGACAGCAAGAUGAAGCGCGGCCUGCCGUGCUCGUACGACCUCUUCUCCCGGAACGUCCCCGUCGAGACGCGGUCGUGGAUCCAGGCGCCGGACCAGCAGCCCGACGCCCCGGCCAUCAACAAGCCCGAGAACCUCGGCAGCUUCUCGUACCACUGCGAGAUCCUGCGCAUCCUCAGCAAGGUGCACGACUUCCUCAAGACGCCCAUCAACGUCACGUCGUCGGCCGAGAUGGCCGUCUGGCGCAACACGUACAGGUCGCUCGACGGCGCGCUCGACAACUGGCUGCAGAGCCUGCCGAGCGAGUACAGCAGGAUAUCGGCCCUAUGCCACUCCGACCCGGCCAGCCGCGUGGCCAACUGGUUCAUGCUGCAUAGCGCCUAUGUCACGUCGGUCGUGCGUCUGCAUUCCUCGGCCGCGUACCCGACCGUGCGGUCGCACAUCUUCGUCCCGUCGCACUACGCGAUGCAGCGGUGCCUGUCCGCCGUGCAGAGCCUGGGCGACAUCGCCCAGGACGUCUUCGAGGCCAACGGUCUCGAUCUCCUGGGGCCCCCGUUUGCUUUCUCCUUGUGGGUGGCUGCGCGGUUGCUGCUCAUCCACGCCGCCACCGUCGGGUGUCCCGUCGACCCCAAGAUUGACUUCUUCAUCGAGACGCUGCGCCAUGUCGGGCAAUACUGGGAGGUGGCGAACAACUACGCCAAGAUCCUCGCCCGGGUGGUGCAGCGCGGGCGUCAGGGCGACAUGAGCUUCACCGCCAUGAGAAAGAGCGCUCACGAUCUCGUUACAUUGACAUCCUCCACGCGGCGGUCUGGGUUGGAGCCGACAUCGACCCAAGUAACCUCCCUUAGCGAGCUCGACAACAUUGACGUUUUCGACUUCUUCAACUACCCCAAGAUGUCGGAGCCGACAAGGAUGGCAAACGGCCAGACCAACCUGUUGCAGGCCCAGGCCAUGAGCGGGCUGGGCGGCGAUUCCAUGAGGAGUACCGGGGUGCCGGAUCCCGAGUCAGAUUGGCUCGGCUUCAACACGCCUUUCAACUGA
Messenger RNA from Colletotrichum higginsianum IMI 349063, 2388 nucleotides. Its product is annotated as C6 transcription factor. Gene Ontology annotation, molecular function: zinc ion binding; DNA-binding transcription factor activity, RNA polymerase II-specific; DNA binding. Bases 1 to 2388 code for a protein of 795 amino acids. The record is from RefSeq and is a predicted model, not a curated record. Lineage: Eukaryota; Fungi; Ascomycota; Sordariomycetes; Glomerellales; Glomerellaceae. The transcript has 3 exons. Gene Ontology annotation, cellular component: nucleus. Gene Ontology annotation, biological process: DNA-templated transcription; regulation of DNA-templated transcription.